Molecule: messenger RNA, 1587 nt
Organism: Prosopis cineraria
Lineage: Eukaryota; Viridiplantae; Streptophyta; Magnoliopsida; Fabales; Fabaceae
Product: 8-hydroxygeraniol oxidoreductase-like
Exons: 7
Coding region: 258-1385 (375 amino acids)
Biological process (GO): formaldehyde catabolic process
Cellular component (GO): cytosol
Molecular function (GO): zinc ion binding; S-(hydroxymethyl)glutathione dehydrogenase [NAD(P)+] activity
Source: RefSeq, a predicted model, not a curated record
UGAACUUCUCAUAGAACCAAAAAGUGUUUUGGGGGAAGGAGUGGUGUGGGUGCGGGGAGACGAGAGACAGGUGUUGACUCUCUUGCUAUCCAUAAUAAUUUCUCUUUCAUCGCUUCUCAAAUUGAAUUCAGAAACUCAUAUUCGCCGCUAAGAACAGAGCAAUCCGCAUCUCAUGUUCCUCACUGCUUAGAGUCCAACGAAAUUUUGGCACUUCUUCAUCAUCGGCUUUGAGUUACCCCUUUCUUUCAGUAACAGUCAUGACAACAACACCACAAGCGAUAACAUGCAAAGGUGCCGUGUGGUGGGGCGGCGGAGAAAACGAUGUGGCGGUGGAAGACAUACAAGUGGAUCCUCCGAAGCCAACCGAAGUUCGGGUCAAGAUGCUCCGUGCCAGUGUCUGCCACACCGACAUCCUAAGGGCCAGAGGACAUCCAGUCCCUCUGUUUCCCCGAGUAUUAGGGCAUGAAGGAGUAGGUGUUGUUGAGAGCAUUGGGGGGAAAGUAACAGAUCUAGAAGUAGGCGAUGUUGUGAUUCCCACAUGUAUUGGUGAAUGUCAAGAAUGUGAGAACUGCAUUUCAAGGGAAUCAAAUCUAUGCCUGAAAUAUCCUUUGACGUUAAGUGGCUUGAUGCUGGAUAACACGUCUAGAAUGUCCAUAAGAGGUCAAAAGAUAUACCAACUUUUUAGUUGCUCCACAUUUGCAGAGUACAUGGUUACUGAAGCAAAUUACCUUGUCAAAGUUGAUCCCAACAUUGACCUGGCUCAUGCUAGCUUCAUCUCUUGUGGGUUCUCAACUGGUUUUGGGGCUGUUUGGAAGGAAGCCAAGGUUGAAAGUGGAUCAUCUGUGGCUGUAUUUGGUCUUGGAGGUGUUGGAUUAGGGGCUAUAAGUGCAGCCAGAAUGAUGGGGUCAACUAAGAUAAUUGGGAUUGACAAAAAUGAGAUGAAGAGAGCAAAAGGAGAAGCUUUUGGAAUGACAGAUUUUGUGGAUCCUGGUGCUUCUGAUAAGCCAGUUUCAGAGUUGGUCAAGGAAUUAAGUGGUGGAAUGGGUGUGGAUUAUUCCUUUGAGUGCACUGGAGUUGCCCCUUUGCUUUCUCAGGCCUUUCAAGCCACAAAAUUGGGAAAAGGAAAGACAAUAGCAGUAGGUGCAGUAACUGAACAAUUUGUGCACAUCGACUUUGUCUCUCUCAUUCUUGGGAGAACUUUAAAAGGUUCAAUAUUUGGAGGAUUAAAACCCAAAUCUCACCUCCCUUUCUUAGCUGACAAAUGCUUGAAAAAGGCGUUUCCUCUUGACCAACUUCUUACCCACGAGGUGUCACUGGUAGAUAUAAGCAAAGCUUUGGAGCUGCUAAAACAACCAGACUGUGUUAAAGUUGUUAUUAGGAUAUGAACAUGUUGUAUCAUAUAUAUCAGAAUAAAAAAUGCAGAGUCGCAUUAUUUAUAAAUUGAUAAUAACGUGACUCAUUCUUGCAAGUGUGCCAAGCAACUUUAAAUUUUGUGUUAUUUGUGACUUUAAUUUGUGCUUGAGAUUUUCUGGAAAGUUAUCGAUUCUUGUAACCUAAUUUCAAUCAAAUAACUUGUUAAGUUAUCAA